CAGAACGUAAAACAUGUAUAGUGUAACGUACAAAUAUGUAGUAUACGUAUAACUGUAUAAUUUUAAGUUUUAGUUGUUGGAGUAGAGUAUAAGAGAACAGAAGAGAGUACGCUGAGAAAAUAAGAGACAGCUAGAGUGUACAUAAAGUUGUACAGUAGUAGGUUUAAGUUAGCAGUCACUGAUUACACCAGCCAAGUGAACGAGUAUUAAAUAAAAAAGGUGUAAUAAAUAUAUAUAAGUAUACUUAAAAGCAACUCUGGCUUCGGUUGACUGUAAAACAACAGCCGUGACUGAGCCAUGGCGAUGGCGGGCUUACAAGACGAGGACAAAGCAUUAUUUCCUGUGAGAAGUAUAUCCUCAAUUGUUCAAAUAUUUGAAAAACAAUUGUCAAACAACAAUAGUGAACCAGAUUUAACACUGCUGUCAAUACUUGUUGGUGCUGUGGAAAAUUCAUUAACCUGCAACCGUACUGUCGCGUCACCGGAAAAUACAAUUUACGAUGAACCAAAAUUACCAGCUCUUGAAUUUCAUAUCGCUGAAGCAUUAUACACUAAAUUUCAUGCGAUAAUAAAAGGCGCAAUUGAUUUAACACUUUAUGACAGUAAAUAUGCGACACGAGAACUUGUUAAACGUGUAUCAGAUGUUAUAUGGAACUCGUUGACAAGAAGUUAUUACAAGGAUCGUGCGCAUUUACAAAGUUUGUAUAGUUAUUUAACGGCUAACAAACUUGAUUGUUUUGGAGUUGCAUUUGCGGUUGUUGCUGGCUGUCAAGUGUUGGGAUUCAAAGAUGUACAUCUUGCUAUGUCAGAAGAUCAUGCGUGGGUUGUUUGUGGUGAGGAUGGCAGUGAAACUGUCGAGGUUACGUGGCACGGGAAAGGAAAUGAGGAUAAACGUGGACAGCCGGUAGAAGCAGGUGUCGCGUCACGCUCCUGGUUGUACGUCAAUGGGAAUGCUGUUGUUUGUACGCGAGCGAUGGAAGUCGCGACAAUAGUAUCAGCAAUAAAUCCAAGUUUGAGUGCGACUGCAGACGCUGCAGAGGUUGCAUUGCUGCAGCAAGAAUUACUAUGGCUACUUUAUGACUUAGGACAUUUAGCCAAGUACCCGAUGGCACUGGGAAACUUGGGCGAUUUAGAGGAAGCUGCUCCUACACCUGGUAGACCGCCGGCUAUUGUUCUCUUCCAGGAAGCCAUUAAGUCGGCGAGAAAAUACUAUGGUAAUGCUCAUGUUUAUCCGUACACGUACCAAGGGGGAUAUUUGUAUCGACAUGGACUACACGCAAAUGCUCUGGCAUCUUGGGCGGACGCUGCUGACGUCUUGCGAAAGUAUGACUAUUCACGUGAUGAUGGUGAAAUCUACAAAGAAUUAUUGGAAAUAGCUAAUGAAUUAAUACCUCAUACAGUAAGAGCUGAUGAACGUUUAUUGCGGCAGCCACGUUGUUUUGCGUAUUUACUGCGCUUUUAUGACGGCAUAUGUCAGUGGGAGGAAGGCGCAAAUACGCCGGUACUUCAUAUAGGCUGGGCAAGACCACUGGUAAAUACAAUAUCGAAAUUCGAUGCCAGUAUUCGGGCACAAGUUAUUAUUGAGUGCCACGAUGAGCCAGCGGCUUACGGCAAACACGAUGACGAUACUGGAUCUCGUCGCGAAACUAGUCCUGAUGAUGGAUUUUCAAAUAACAAUAAUAUAACAGCCAGCAAUAAUAAUAAUACUAUGAGUAAUAACAACAAUAAUAAUAAUAAUAAUAACAACAAUAAUAAUAAUAACAACAACAACAACAUCAAUAAUAAUAACAAUAAUUAUUAUAAAACUAAAGAACGCAGUAAUGUUGCGCGUGAUUUAAUAGCGAGGCUUGAAUCAAAAGUACCAUCAAACAACACGGCACCAAUGCACCCGGGUAUCCAGGCACUGACAGCAGCGUGCAGUGAAAAAAUAUUGAAUCGUGAUUAUUUAUUACAAGGUGAUGGUGAACCAUUUGUUGCGCCGCAAGAUAAUUCGCUACCACCUACACCCUCUACAUCACAAGAGAGUCUUGAUCCGGAAGUUGAAAUAGACUUGGAAAAUGAUAGUCCUAGGAUAAUAUUGUAUAGUGAAAAAAUGAAAGGACUUAAAGAUUUAUUGUUAGCUGAAAAAUUAAACACACAUGCUAUUUCAUUGCAAUUAACAGCACAGAGUCAAGUGCAAAUUGGUAAAAAGACCCGGGGUAAUGAUGAAAUUGGGUUGCAUCAACGUCCCAAGAGGACACGUCGCGAGUAAUAUCUUUAUUGCAUUAUUUAUUUUACAUUUUUUUUAUACAUUUAAAUUUAUUCGCCGUUCUUUUUAUAUAUCUCAAUUGAUAUAUAACUAUAAAUAUGUUUUUUUGUUGGAUCGUUUAGCCUACUCUUGCGCAAAACUUCCAGUCUCCCAUGAUGUUUAUUGUUAUAUAUAUAUAUAUAACAUUAAACAAUUAAACAAUUUAUCAUUUUUAUUUUUUUUUUUUUUGCCAACCAGUAUAAGAAGCAUUAGAUCUUAUAUUUUAUAUAUUAUCAGUUGAUUAGAUUUUCUCACUCGCUUAAAUCAAGUGAAAGAAAAAAAACUUUUAAUUCAUUUAGUAUAAGUACUAAGUACAUUAGAUGGUAUUAAAAGUAAGUAGAAGAGUACAAAUCUCCCUUGUAUCUUUUUUCUUUUGUUUACAUCGCGCGCUACUUGCCAUUUUUUCUUCUAAAAGAAAAGAGUUUUUAUCAAAAAAGAAUACAAGCAAAUAAUAGGAAAAAAAUAAGUAAAUAAAAAAAUUAUAAAUUGAUUAUAUAUUUAUAAUUCGCCUAAUGUUGACAAUUAAACGGUCAUGAUAUAUUUAAACAUAAAUAUGUAUACAUAAAAAUAUUUAUAUAUAUAUUUUUUUUAAAUCGGCAUUAUUUAAAAUAAUUAAUUUAACGGUUCGUCUAUGUCAUUUAUUGAUAUUAUUCAUAGACUCAAUUCCUACUUAUAUAUUAUUUAUAUUUCUAUUGAUUCGUCCAAUGUUAUUCGAUUAUAUAUUAACAAAUAUGAUAGUUGUUUACUGUAAAUUAUUGUCGUUGAUACGAGGUGUAGAGUCUUGAUAAAAAAAAGAUAAGAUUUUUUUAAAAUUCUAGUGAAAAAAAAAAUUAAACAUUCCGCUCCCUAUGUGCAAAUUAUUUAAAUUAUUAGUUGUAAUUAUUUCGAGUCAUUUUUUUAAAUUUAAAUUGUAUAUCAUGAAUCAAAUCAAAUUUAAUUUAAAUAUUUAAUUUAAUAUUUAUUUCUGCAUGAGUUUUUAUUUUAAUUAUUAUUAUAAAUUAUUUUAUUUGGUUUUAUUUGCAAUUGCUUAGCACGUAAAAGUUACGCUUUUUGAGCUUAAAACUUACGCACUACGCUUUUAUAAAAUUAUUGAUAUAUAUUUAUAUAUAUAUCAAUACGCGUAAUAUUUAUUUUGAAUAAAUAAGUACGCGCAUAAUUAUUUUUUCGUUCAUUUUAAAUUAUUUUAUUUUAUUAUUUUGCUGCACUCUAUUUACUUAACAAUUAAAA
Messenger RNA from Microplitis demolitor, 3513 nucleotides. It is a transcript of the gene Mnn1, whose product is annotated as menin. The coding region runs from base 298 to 2250 and encodes 650 amino acids. The record is from RefSeq and is a predicted model, not a curated record. Gene Ontology annotation, molecular function: chromatin binding; transcription cis-regulatory region binding; Y-form DNA binding. Lineage: Eukaryota; Metazoa; Arthropoda; Insecta; Hymenoptera; Braconidae. Gene Ontology annotation, cellular component: nucleus; histone methyltransferase complex; chromatin. The transcript is spliced from 4 exons. Gene Ontology annotation, biological process: negative regulation of cell cycle; regulation of transcription by RNA polymerase II; negative regulation of cell population proliferation.